AUGUCUAUCGGGACUAACAUAGUCGCCGAUUUUUUCACGGAGAAUAACUCUCUCGCUGACGGCGACGACGAAGAUGAGGGAAGCCAAGUACGAAAUACAUCAUCACAUCAUCCUACGAGACAUCCGGCGCUGCGGGACGAAGCGGCGGCCCGCGUACCCGUGAGCGUGGACGUGGCUCAGUACGCUCCCGAUCACGUAUACGCGCAUGAGAAUGUCGAUAUUCAACUUGAUGCGAAAUGCGGAGGGGAGACGAUGGCGGUGUAUGGCCUUGGCAGCAUUGAUCGUCUGGGACUCCAUCCGGAUGCCGGACGAAAAGUCGUUUCAACUCAAUGCCGAUGGAGACAGAACUUCGGUAUCCACAAGAAUAAAGAAUACCGACUUGACAGCUUGGCUAAGGCUACCGACACAUGCGAGCUGCGGCAGAAUAUGGGGGCCGCUAAACUAGCUGCGGCUACGGGCGGUCUAAGACAAGGAUCCCCCGGACAGUUCCUCUUGCGGCGCAUAAUUAUGUACGUUAACACUGUAAUUGCGGUUUUCUUCGGAUUCUGUUUCAUUGUCACCAGAUAUCGCUAA
Molecule: messenger RNA, 573 nt
Organism: Daldinia decipiens
Lineage: Eukaryota; Fungi; Ascomycota; Sordariomycetes; Xylariales; Hypoxylaceae
Exons: 2
Coding region: 1-573 (190 amino acids)
Source: RefSeq, a predicted model, not a curated record